AUGGACCACGCUGUGGGCAACUUCACCAGCUCCUUGCAGCGCAUCCUCUACGCGACAGACAAUCCCCAGGUGACUGCGAUCGAUCCAGACGCGACGUCAUUCACGGUGCAGGUGUUCAGCACCCAUGACGAGCGUCCCCUUCUCGAGCACUACCAUACAGCCACCUCUGCGCGAAGCAACACGGUCGGCGUGAAUAACGUUGAUGAAGACACUGUUUUUCGAAUCGGAAGCGCUUCCAAGUUGUGGACGGUCUUGCUACUUCUUAUUGAAACCGGCGAUGCGUCAUUCCACGACCCGAUUUUCAAGUACAUUCCAGAGCUGCGCGAUGUCGUCAGCCAUGCGAAGGGCAACAAUUCCUACGUUGACAGCGUCGACCAUGUUCAGUGGGAGGAUGUUACAGUAGGAGAGAUUGCCAGCCAGAUGGCGGGUCUCGAAAGGUCAUUUGGCCUCGGUGAUCUGGCGCGGACCUCUUUGGCUGGGAAUCUUGGAUUUCCGCAUCUUCGAAGCUCUGCAGUACCAAAAUGCGGUAUUGAGCCAGCGUGUAGUCGAUCAGAAUUCUUCGCCGGCUUGCUCAAAAGACACCCAGUGCUUCCGACGUCCUCAGGCGCUGCAUACUCAAAUGAUGGCUACCAGUUGCUUGCGUAUGCAAUCGAAGCAAUGUCGGGCAUGUCGUACUCGGAACUCCUAGAGAAACGCUUAAUACAGCGGCUUAACCUAACACACUCUUCCUAUGGAAAGCCUGCCGAUCACCUGGGCAUCAUCCCGGAGCCUAGGAAUAUGUCAAACUGGGAUACGGACCUGGGCGACCUAGCACCGACUGGCGGAAUAUACUCCUCGACAAAGGACCUGAACACACUAGGCCGCGCGAUUCUGAACAGUGAGCUUCUUUCCCCUGCGCAAACCAGACGAUGGAUGAAGCCGCACACUCGCACUGCAGACCCAAGCUACUUGGUUGGCGCACCGUGGGAAAUAUACACCGUCGAUGACCCUCGGGCGAUAGAUCUAUAUACCAAGUCUGGAGACCUCGGCGGCUACUCGGCCAUGAUGGGUCUUUCUCCGGACCACGAUGUCGGCUUCGUCAUUCUCGCUGCUGGUGAGAAGACAACUCGAACGGUGUACGCCUUGGCCGAUCUUGUUUCGCAGGGGAUCAUUCCAGGUCUCGAAUCUGCCGCCAAGGAAGAUGCAAGGGACCGAUUUGCCGGUACAUACACCUUAGGUGGCUCUGUUCUUACACUUACAACUGAUGACGGCCCCGGGCUGAAGAUCACAAAAUGGAAUAACAAGGGGAAGGAUAUCCUAGAGACACUGGCAACCCUGCAGCCAGCUGAUAUUGAGGGAGAACUGGAUGUGAGAUUGUAUCCCACUGGACUGGAGAGCCCAGGGAAGGUCUCUUUCCGGGGCAUUGUGUCAGGAGCAGCCCCAACUGGGCCAGCUAAUGGGCCAUUCACGCGCGCCUGUAAGUCAUGGAUGUUGGUAGAUGGCCAGGUGUAUGGGUCGGUCGGCCUUGAUGAGUUUGUAUUUGAUAUGCUAGACAACGGUGGUGCUGUUCGUGUUUCCCCGCGCGCCUUGCGAGUAUCGUUAGCGAGGGUGAGGUAG
Messenger RNA from Aspergillus puulaauensis, 1596 nucleotides. Its product is annotated as serine hydrolase domain-containing protein. The transcript is spliced from 4 exons. The coding region runs from base 1 to 1596 and encodes 531 amino acids. Lineage: Eukaryota; Fungi; Ascomycota; Eurotiomycetes; Eurotiales; Aspergillaceae. The record is from RefSeq and is a predicted model, not a curated record.